Molecule: messenger RNA, 1509 nt
Organism: Oppiella nova
Lineage: Eukaryota; Metazoa; Arthropoda; Arachnida; Sarcoptiformes; Oppiidae
Source: the annotation of a GenBank genome assembly
GAACUGUUGAUCGCAUGCUUUUGAAAGCGUUUGAAAUUCCAGUAAAUUAGUAGUGAAUCUGAGUGUUGGUCGCAAUCAGUGAUCGGACAGCAUAUCAUGGCAUACAGACCCCCGAAGAGGCCGAAUAGGAAUGCCUUUCCUCCACAACAACAGCAACCAAAGGGAAAGCCAUCGAAGCGAUCGACCUUCAAACGGGCCAACCCUAUCGCAUCGGGAGGUGGCAUCAGAACACCGCCGCUCAGUCAUCGGCCACCCAUUCCCGAAGAUGCAGAGCCUGUGGAACGGGAUCCGAACCGUGGGGUUAGAGCCCAACGAAGUGGUCCGAUGGGCGCACCGGGAGGACAGACGUACGGUGGUCUCGACGAACCGGUGGGCCGCCAGCCGUGGGAUAUCACGGAAGAGGAGAAGCGACGAGACUUGGAUUACGUUCAUCAGGUGUAUCUCAAGAGGCCUCAGUGGUGGAGGGAUGAGAAUCCGGAGCUGCCGGGGGGCGGGUUCCGAGUACCACCCCGUAUGGACGCACCCCUACCCCCGUCUGGAGGCAUAAAAUCCUGUGAUGUCUCUCAACACAACUAUACGGCAUUAGAGAAGAUUUGGUCCCUGGAUAUGAUGCCGUAUUGGGACAAAGACUUCAAUGGAUUGAGUGAUCAUAGGGACCAACUCAUAGCCAAACAGUGUUCACAAAAAAGAGAUGACAUAUCGGAUGACAUCAAACAGAAAAUCGCCGCCGAAAUGAAUAUCAGCGAAACGGCAUUCGUGGCCAACGCCUGGACUAAGGGAACUCCAGUCGAGCCAAACAGGUAUACGUUGCGAUGGUUUACGCCGACAAAUGAGGUGGAGCUAUGCGGACACGCCACUCUUGCCAGCGCUCGGGCUGUCUUUGAUAGGGAGCUCAAGAACUCCACAAACAAUACCAUUAAAUUUGAGACCAAAUACAAAGGACUUCUCGAAGCGGUGGUCAACUCGAGUCUGAAUAUAAUAACACUUAACUUUCCUGUCAAUGAUUGCCAACCACUUGAUACCGGAUCCAACCCAUGGGUUUCGGAUGUGAUUAAACAUACAUUGGGGCCUAACUUGAGUCCGGAUCUCAUUGUAGGGGUCGAGUACUCGUCCGGCACUAAGAAAGUGGUGCUGCGGAUGAAGGAUACGCCGGAAUCUGAUGGUGUUAUCUAUCAAGUGGUUCCCAAUAUCGACGAGCUCUUGAAGAUUGAUUCAAACGGCUUAUGUCGAGGAGUAUGUGUGACCCAGAAGGCAGAAAGUGUGCACUUCUUGUCGCGAUAUUUCUCGCCCUGGAAUGGCAUCGUCGAGGACCCGGUGACCGGCGCUCUGCACACAGCGCUCGCACCCUAUUGGAAGAGGGAGUACAGCAAAAUUGGUGUCCAAUUGAAACAACUCAUUGGUAAGCAGUGCUCCUCCAGAGGAGGUGUCAUUAUUUGCGAGAUAAUCGGAGAUAGGGUUCAGUUGAGUGGUAGUACCACACCUGUCGUCUCAGGAGUCCUAACACUUUAG